UAUUUUUGGAGUCACAAUGGCGCCAUCGCAACGCCUUUCUCUACUUGUAAGGAGGGAAUUUCUACACGUCAGUGUUAAAGUAUUUCGUCACGGGCUUGUUAGAUUUAAUGCUGGGAGGUCGUUGCUUUUAUUCCGUCAUUUCUCUCCUCCUGUGUAUAGCCAAAGAACUACAUUUGAAUUUCCUGCUCUCAAGAGGACACGGAAGAGACGAUAGACGGUUUACUUUUUUCGUCUCCUGCGAAACACACCCACUUCAUCUGUCAGAUCUAGCCUAAGUGAGGAUUGAAUAAAAUCUAGGCUAGCUUCAGUGCCUGAAGUCAAGACUUAUAACGUGUUUUGAGCACAAAGUGUACAGCUAUGCCAGUGUAGAGAUCUAGUUAUAUCUGCCUUGGAACUUGGAGUACUUUCUUGUUUUUAAAAAAAUUGGGGCAGCUGCACUUAUCCUUGUAAAAGAAAAAAAAAACAGGGAAAAACGAAAGACAGAAAUCUAGGCCUACUCCACAUUGAGAUGACUAGGCUGUCUUUGUUCAAAAGAAUCCCCAAGUCUUCACUAAAAUUGCUCCUGUACAGCUAGCCUACAUCAAUACUCUCACGAACUGGACCAAGCGCGCGACAUGUGCGCCAGGUGCGUCUUCUACACUCUAUCGUGACAUCAACACAAGUUACCACGUCAUCGAUCUUAUCUCCGCGGAGCUGGCUGUCUGCUAGCUAUAUAAGCCUCUGUUACGAUGGCACAAGGCAACGGUGUCAUUCUUUACUCGGGCGAUCUCCAAAACCCAACGUUCAAGGACGCCUCUCUACCCAGGCACCGGCAUCCCCGCUCAUUUCACAAAGACGGUUCUAAACGCCGGUUUAUCAUGGCAGCCUGUUUUAUUGUUUCACUUCUGCUUAUAACUGCAGUGAUUGUUGGACCUACUUUAGCUUUUCUCACUUCUGGCAGCAGUAACAGACCUCUCAAAGUGGCAGCAUUCAAUAUUCAGCAUUUCGGCCGUUCCAAGAUGUCUGACACCACGGUAGCCAAUCACAUUACGGAGAUCUUGGUGCGCUAUGAUGUCAUUCUCAUUCAGGAAGUACGCGACUCCACCGGAAGUUCGCUGAAAGAUCUGUGGUCACGUCUCAACAAGACGGACGAUUGGGGUUUCGUGGCAAGUGCUCCAAUCGGCCGCACCACAUACAAGGAGCAGUAUGUGUUUUACUACAGGCUGAAACUCGCGCACUUAUUGAGUACAUAUCAGACCCCGGACUCGAGUGACGUAUACGAGAGAGAGCCGUUUUCUGUGGAGUUUGAGUACUUUUCUGUUACUCCGGGAACGAAGAAGCAGGUGGUGCUCAUGGCUCUACACUCUCGCCCUACCGACGCUUUUGACGAACUCGACCACCUCCCAACCUCCAUCAAGUCAGCUGCUAGCCACUUUAAGGGCGCAGGCGGUGUGGUUGCCAUGGGAGACUUCAACGCCGAUUGCAAUUAUGUUUCUUCCACCAAGCAGUUGCAGCUAGAAAUCUUCAAAGACAACUCAGAAUUCACCAGUCUUAUCCCUGACUCGGCGGACACUACAUCUGGUGACAGCAACUGUGCAUAUGACAGAAUCAUCGUCUUCGGACAUGACAUCAGAGCACGCGACGCUAAAGUAUAUAACUACCAAAAAGCAAUGGGCCUCAGUGACGACGCAACAGGGGAUAUCAGCGAUCACUAUCCAGUGGAAUUUCAGCUACAUUAGAUCUGUGAUCUGUAGUGAUUUCGUCUUUGCAGUCCAUAAUCAUAAGAUCAAGAAGAAAGGACACUGUGCCGGGACAGCUAAUUUGCAGAAGACUGAACAUUCCUUACAGGCUGGCCAGGGUUUUGUUAUCAUUGUUCAUUGGCAUUGUUUAUUUAUGGUUAUAAUGUGGGCAUUAUUUUCUAUGCAAAGGUGUACACUGUGAAAAUAAAUGCUCGCUGGGCUUUCAUUAUUAUUCACAGCA
Molecule: messenger RNA, 1959 nt
Organism: Aplysia californica (California sea hare)
Lineage: Eukaryota; Metazoa; Mollusca; Gastropoda; Aplysiida; Aplysiidae
Product: deoxyribonuclease-1
Exons: 2
Coding region: 729-1718 (329 amino acids)
Biological process (GO): DNA catabolic process
Cellular component (GO): nucleus
Molecular function (GO): DNA nuclease activity
Source: RefSeq, a predicted model, not a curated record